Molecule: messenger RNA, 369 nt
Organism: Trichomonas vaginalis G3
Lineage: Eukaryota; Parabasalia; Trichomonadida; Trichomonadidae
Exons: 1
Coding region: 1-369 (122 amino acids)
Source: RefSeq, a predicted model, not a curated record
AUGAAAGGUCCUACAAUUAUCUGUGAUGGACAGUUUGCUUCUUUGCUUCUCGCCAAAUUCGACACAAAUAGGCAGGCUUGCACUACAACAAUCCAAAAAGAAUUGGCUAAUCGAAAUACUUUAUUCUACAACGCUGUUUAUGCAAAUCAUACGUCAAAUCUAGAAAUACAACAAAAAGUACACAAAUACAAUGUCUUACUUCGAAAGUACCUCGUUUUUGCAUCAAAAAGUGCUCGAUCUCCAAAAAAUCUCCAAGAAACAUUAAGAUUGCUAGAUUUCGUAAGUGGAAAAAUACUUUAUGAUAAUCAAAUGGCAAAACAAACUAAGGAAGAAUUAAGUAGAUUGGUAAAUCAAUUGAAUCCAAAAUGA